GACUCAGUAUCGAAUUCUCCAGCUUUAGGUAGCUCGCUCUUUCUUUGACAACUGGCCAUUUCUGCCUGUCAACAUUUGACUCAGUCUUUAUUUUUGUCUUGCCCACUGGGAAUGUCUCAGCUGGGGAAGUGGCAGAUGGAAUUUAACCUGAUUUUGUGGUGUUGAAGUUUGAUAAUGUAAAGCAGGGCAGGAUAUAACAGGGCGCAGGGGAGUGUUACAGAAUAGAGAUGCCUGGGGUGCAAGUACAUACAGAAGUGAAGCAGACAGACAGGCUGGUGAAGAAAGCAUAUAACACACGUGGCAGAUCUCAUUGAAACCUAUCAAGAGUAUAGACUGGACACGAAGACGAUGUUUCCUAUAGCGGUGAAUUCAGCAAAGGUGCCACCUUUCUCAUGGUUUUGUUAAGUAAUGAAUCUGGUGAGAAUUAAGCGGUAGUGUUGUUUUAUACUAAUGAGAGUAUCCUAUGUAAUGCCUGUUAGUGCAAGGAUGUAGAAGUGCAAGUUUGCAGGGAAACAGGUGUUAAAAACGCUGAGCAACAGUGAUAACUUCCUCAUGUUGUUUGGAAUCGUAAUACAAACUUCAGGAAUUCAGCACUUGAAACUUCAAUGCUGCUGGAUUUUCCAGGCCAUUGUAUGUUAAUCCUAGAGAUACCCCAACAAGUUUUAAUUCAGAACAAUCUGCUGGAGGAACCGGUGGGGAGGCAGCACUUGUGGAGGCAGAAGGAUGAACGAUAUUUUGACACUUGACCUGACGUGACAAAAUCAGCCAACCCUCUGCCUACCCCCACUGAGGUCCUCCAGUAGCUUUUUUUCCCACUCCAGAUUACAGCAUCUGCCGUCUCUUGUGCUAUUUUUUUUUAGAUGUUACAUUAUUUUGUAUUAAAUUUAAAGAUGACCUGGAUACCUUUGAAAGGAGUGCAGGAACCAGGCACCAGUGCAAUGGAAGGGUGUGUGGGAACAGUGAGACAGAGGGGAGCAUGGGAUCUGGUCAGAAGGAAGAACAUACUCUGAUAUACUCCAGUAAGCCUGAUUCUGAACCAUCAGGAUUUCCAAAUAGUUAAUGGCAAAACAGAAUCAGGUUUAAUAUCACCGGCAUAUGUUGUGAAAUUUGUUAACUUUAUGGCAGCAGUACAAUGAAAUACAUGCUAAAUAAAUAUAGAGGAAAAAAAUGGAAUUACAGUAAGUAUGUAUAUGUCUAUUAAAUAGUUAAGUUAAAACAAGUAGUGGAAAAAAAACCCCCAGAAAUACAGAAGUAGUGAGGUGAUGUUCAUGGGUUCAAUGUCCAUUUAGAAAUCGGAUGGCCAAGGGGAGGAGGCUGUUCCUGAACCGCUGAGUAUGUGCCUUCGGGCUUCUGUACCUCCUUCCCGACAGUAACAGUGUGAAGAGGGCAUGUCCUGGGUGGUGGGGAUCCUUAAUGAUGGAUGUCAUCUUCCUAAGGCACUGCUCCUUGAAGAUGUCUUGGAUGCUUUAGAGCAGAGGUACACUACAAAGAUGUAAAAUCUCAAUACGUUACAAAAUGAAUAAAUACUGCAAAACAAGAAAAACAGGGUAGCGCUCAUGGAUACGGAUAGCGGAAGGGAAGAAGCUGUUUUGGAAUCUUUGAGUAUGGGGCUUUGCGCUCCUGUACCUCCUUCACACUGGUUGUAAUGAGAAGAAGGCGUGUCCCUGAUGAUGAGGAUCCUUCAUGAUGGAGGCUGCCAUCUUGAGGCAUGCCCUUUGAAGAUGUCCUCAAUGAUGGGGAAGGUUGUGCCUGUGAUGGAGCUAGAUGAGUCUACAAUCCUCUGCAACCUCUUGCAGUCCUGUGCAGUGGAGCCUCUGCACCAGGCUUGGAUGCAACCAGUUAGAGUCUGUCCACUGUACAUGUAUAUACAUUUGUAAGAGUUUUUUGAUAACACACUGAACUUCUCAGCCUCCUAAUCAGGUUUAGAGUGCUACAGUACAGAGGCCAUUCAGCCCAUCUAGCCCAUGCUGGUAUUAUUCUGCCUGGUCCUAUUGACUCAAACCUGCACCAUAGCCCUCCAUCCAUGCACUUAUCCAAGCUUAAAUGUUGCAGUCAAACUUACAUCCACCACUUCUGCUGCCAUCUCGUUCCACACUCGCACCAACCUCUGAGUGAAGAAGGUCUCCCUCGGGUUCACUGUGAAUAUUUCGACUUCAUAGAAUGGCCACUUACUUCUGUUUUAAAAUGAUAUUUCUUGAUGAAUCCCCCACUGAUGUUUUUCUACCUCCAGGCUGAUGUGAUGUAACAGUUUUGGAAUGCUGCUUUCAUGUUUAAUAAUGGCUAGUUUAUAAGGUAUCAGUAUAGUUACCAUGAACCCAGUCGUGCUUGCACUCUACAUCGGAUUGGUACAAGACCAGUUUCUAAUCAUUAAUGGUGGUCUGAUUCACUUUGCGCCAAGAGAGAUGAUGUGGAUUUUGAUCUCAUUCCUGAAUACCUUUGCUGAUUUUUGAACUGCGAUGAGUUUGGAAUAGAACCGGCCAUGCUUUCUGCAGUGGGAAGUGAGCUGAGAGAGGAGAAAAUAAUGUAAGAAAUUUGAAUAGUUUAGGGAGAAACAAUUGUAUGAGAUGUGGAUUAAUUAUUACAGGAAUAAUGCAAGGGAACAAUGUUCCAUACAAUGUAGGCUUGUCUGUUCUUAUUUCUAAUUCUGGACAGUGAUGACUUUCAUUAACUCCUUUUUACAGGGUAUAAUAAGCAAAGAAUUUGCAGAUGGAAAACUUGACCCAAACUUCACAUCAAAAUAUGACUGACUUUCAAUCUUAUCACUCUUUGAAUAUAAAGGGAGAAACUUUAAUUUGUCCUGUUUCUGGUGAAAGAUUUCAGACAUCAAUGUUACUGGAGAAACAUUGAGAAGCAUUUAAUGCACUCAGUGGAAAGGACAUCAGCCUGUUACAGAGCCUGAUAAUCAUCUAACCAUUCACAGCAGUGAGAAACUGUAUUGUCUCUGUAGACGAGGCUUCAUUUGAUUGUUUGUCCUGAAGAAGGACAAGGACAUUGGAUAAUGGAGGCACCUUGGAAAUGUGGGGACUGUGGGUUGGGAUUCAAUGCCACAUCUGAUCUCGAAACCCAUCAGCGAACUCACAGCAAGGAGAAGAGGUUCACCUGUUCCAUGUGUGGGAAACAGUUCGGCCAGUUAUCUGACCUCCUGAGACACCGGCGGGUUCACACUGGGGAGAGGCCGUUCACCUGUUCAGUGUGUGGGAAGGGGUUCACUCAGUCGUCCAAUUUGGUGGCACACCAGCGACUUCACACUGGAGAGAGGCCGUUCACCUGCACCCUCUGUGGAAAGGGGUUUGCUUAUUCUUCCAACCUGCUGAGACACCAGCGAGAUCACAUUGGCGACAGACCGUUCACCUGCUCGGUGUGUGGGAAGGCUUUCAUUCAAUCGUCCGACCUCCUGAUUCACCAGCGGGUUCACACUGGGGAAAGGCCGUUCAUCUGCUCAGUGUGUGGAAAGCAGUACACCCGCUCGUCCAACCUCCUGACACACCAGCGAGCACACACCGGGGAGAGGCCGUUCUCCUGCUUUGUUUGUGGGAAGGGAUUUGCACAGCUUUCCCACUUGAAGUCCCACCAGCGGGUUCACAGUGACCGGAAGACUUUUGAUUGUUCUAAUUGUGAGAAGAGCUGUAAGAGCUCAGAGGAUCUGCUGAGACACCAACGAGCUCACACUGCAGAGAGGCUGUUCUCCUGCUCGGACUGUGGGAAGGGGUUCAGUCAGUCUUCACAUCUGCUCAAACACCAGCGAGUUCACACCGGGGAGAGACCAUUCACAUGCUCCAUGUGUGGGAAGGGAUUCAAAUGUUCAUCCAACUUGCUGAUGCAUCAGCGAAUCCACACGGGGGAGAGGCCCUUUACCUGCUCCAUCUGUGGGAAGGGAUUUGCCCAGUCGUCCAGCCUGCUUACUCACCAGCGGAUUCACACAGGGGAGAAGCCCUUUUCUUGCUCUGUGUGUGGGAAGGGAUUUACUUGUUCAUCCAACUUGCUGGUGCACCAGCGAGUUCACACAGGGGAGAGGCCAUUCUCCUGCUCUGUGUGUGGAAAGGGUUUCACUCAGUCAUCUCACUUGCUGAUGCACCGGCGUGUUCACACUGGAGAGAGGCCAUUCUCCUGCUCAGUGUGUGGGAAGGGAUUUGCUCGUUUAUGCAAUCUGCAGACGCACCAACGAGUUCAUAAGUGAUUGGCCGAAAUUGUGUUCAGUUCUGGUCGUUGCUCCCUUAUCGCUCUGACAGUCUGGGUUUGAUUCUGUUAAACUGUUAACAUUAUUGAUGCACUGUACUUGGUGAAUAAAUUACUUUUCCUUUCAUUAA
This is a messenger RNA of Hypanus sabinus (Atlantic stingray), 4307 nucleotides long. Its product is annotated as zinc finger protein 229-like. The record is from RefSeq and is a predicted model, not a curated record. The transcript has 2 exons. Lineage: Eukaryota; Metazoa; Chordata; Chondrichthyes; Myliobatiformes; Dasyatidae. Bases 2999 to 4177 code for a protein of 392 amino acids.